GGGGUCAGAGAAUAAUCAGGCCAGCGAGACAAAACCCCAAGAGAUUAGAUGAGAUAGCGAUCCUCGGCACUGCGAUUAGAAACCGAUAGAUUGAUAGCCUCGUCGAUCUCUGUCCCCUUCGUAGAUCGAUAACCUCCCCGUCAUCCCUUUUGCCUUUUUGUCUACUUUGACGUGCUCGAUAAGCGAAUGUCCUCAUUAUUGGGUUCUUUUUCUAGUCUUUGACCUCCUCUUUCCUUACGAUCUUGGCUAAGCAGAUCACCUCAGACCACGCCAUCUGCCCACCUCGGUUCCUUAUCUGCCUCCCUCCUCUCUUCCUCUCUCUCCUCCACCCUCCGCUCCCCAUUCUCCUCUCCUGAUUCCCCUCCUCCACUAGGAUCAUCCUCCUGCAGGCCCCUAGUGAACUUGGCUCCAGUCCUAGUCCCAUUUAGCUUUGCCAACCAGCGCAACCAUCCAAAAAAGCGACUUCUACUCCGAGAAUCGAACGGGGCGUUCCUGUUGAGCUGUCUGCUGUCGCGUCCAUCACCUGACCGUGCCAGGCCACUCGCCACACUCUUUUUGAUAUCUUCCUGUGUGGCGGUCUCUUUGUGGAUUUCCAGACGUCCCCUCCGAUCGCGGUGAUUAUCUGCUUGUCACCACGUCGCUGAUUCUUGCGCUUUUUGCUGCUGCCAUCCCCAUCGUCCUCCUCCCACCGGACCCCGUUUCGUCUUUCGUUCCCCCCUUCGAUAAUCUUCGAGCUGCUCGUCUGGCCCUGCAGUGAUCUCUGCCUGGUCUGCCGCUUUAGCACAGGGCCCUGACCGACAUUUGGAUAUCUGACCAUUUUGUGGCGUGGGUGAUACGGUGAAUUCAGCUUUCGACCGUGGUGCGACAUCGCCCUCACAUCUCACCAAGCAUUCUCCCCUCUCUCCUCGCUUCCGCGGUUUCGUUCCUGGAUAUUUUUUGGGCGGGCGAUUCUCCUCUCUGCCAUCGGGCUAUAUCUCUCAACCUCUCCACACCUUCUUCUCCUCCUCUCUUCCUCUUCUCCCUCUCUACAUCGCCUCUCCAGGUCUCUCCCCGUCCGAGACGCGGCUGAUCAACAGUCCCCGGCCUGACGACGAGUUGGUUAUGUUAGCAUCCAUUCCAUCCAUGGAAACAGUACGCUCUUUUCCCCGGGACCCCAGUGCGCCCUCUAGACAUCCGUCGGCGGAGGAUUUGGACGCUGCGCAGCAGCUUAUUUCGUCUGCGCAGGCGGGUCGCGAACGUCUGACACAAUAUGGAAAUGGCACUGGGAUCAAAGUCUCGGGAAGUCCGCCUCCGAGUAAUUAUGGACCGUCCCCUACACCAAGCCAAUUCACGGAUACUCGUUCCAAUGGGCAGCCGGAUGAAUCUUCUCCCAAGGCUCAGAAGGAUACCUCGUUUCUAGGACACUCCUGCAGCAACUGCGGAACACAACACACUCCACUUUGGCGUCGCUCACCAACGGGUGCUAUGAUUUGCAACGCCUGUGGCCUCUACUUGAAAGCUCGCAAUGUCGCUCGCCCCACGAAACGGAAUCGAACGCAACAUAGUGCAGAUGGUGCCGACAAACCUAACAAUCCGGUUGCUUCUCGUACCGAAGCCACGAGUAGCUCCGGAGGAGGCUGCAAGGGUUCUUGCCCAGGAGGUGGAAGCUGUAAUGGUACCGGCGGUGCAGAGGGAUGCGAUGGCUGCCCGGCUUACAACAACCGUAUCUACAAGGCUGCAAACCGUGGUCCGGGCGCCGUCGUGCAGGGCUCCUGGGGUCGGACGUCUGCUCCUGAUACCGCAUCUCCAUCCGCACCUCAAGAAGCCGAGGCACCGGCUAAAACCACGCCUUCUGAUGGGGCGUCCUCAACCCUCGUUGCUUGUCAAAAUUGCGGUACAACGGUCACUCCGCUCUGGCGACGGGAUGAGCAUGGGCACCCCAUCUGCAAUGCCUGUGGUCUGUAUUACAAGCUUCACGGUUGCUAUCGUCCUACCACCAUGAAAAAGUCCAUCAUUAAGCGCCGCAAACGAGUUGUGCCGGCUCUGCGCGACCAAUCUCCCACGGCAGCCACUCAUUCAUCUAAUGGCUCCUCUGCCUCUCCCGAAGCAUCCCCUGCUGCCUUGGCACACGAUCACCAUCGAUACAUGAGCAACGAACCUAUGGAUGGCCCUCGGCAGUUGCCAUUUGCACCGCCUCCUGUGGAUUUUACCGGCUUCCACAUCAGUGCCGCCCCCUUGCAGCUUCAUGGACUGCCCAAGCUUCUCAAUCCCGAUCGUUUGGGUCAUUCACCGGUAUCUCAAUACGGCCGCCGAUCUGUUUCUCCCAAUACCCUACCGAAGAAACGCACACUGGCCGAGACUGCCGCAGAAGCCCUUCCUAUUCCCACAAUCCUGGAAUCGGGAUCCAAUCAGUUGCCGCCUAUUAUGACCUCCGCCAACCCCUCACCUCCUGGCCGUCUCAGCUCAAUAUCUUCUAUUCUCAACCAAGCGGACCCUCGUAAGGAUUCCUCUCUGAGCCGAUCGCAAUCGUUCCAACCUCCCAUGCAGCCUGCACCACACCAAUCGCAGCAACUCCCCAGCAUCUCCUCCUUCUCAGAUCCUGCAACCGAGCGGCGUGCCCAACUGGAACGUGAAGCCGAGCAGAUGCGUGAGGCGCUGCGAGCCAAAGAACGGGAACUUGCUGCAAUGGGCCGUUGAUUUUCUCCCUCACUUUCUCAUUCUUGAUCCUUUCUCAACCUUUUCCCCCCCAAAAAACAUGUCCAAGUUGUGACGACUAUAAUGAGCAUCAAACUAUAAAGAUUUCCCACCUUUUUGUCUUUUUCUAUUUUGCGCGGUGGAGAGGUUCUCCAUAUUGAUACAAGGCGCAAAUACUCGGAGAUUUGCGCAUGAUACCACUGACUGUUUUGCUCGGGAUUUCUCAUAUCCCUGACUGUGCUACUAUUUUCUUUACAUACAGAGUUACAAAAAGUUCGCGAAGAUGAACUAUAUUCUACAAUAAUGGAAUUGCUUAUCUUGAAUUAAAUUAUCUUAUCUCCUCG
Molecule: messenger RNA, 3017 nt
Organism: Penicillium brasilianum
Lineage: Eukaryota; Fungi; Ascomycota; Eurotiomycetes; Eurotiales; Aspergillaceae
Source: the annotation of a GenBank genome assembly